AAUGAAGGCUUUUCUUCUAAUAACAAUCAGCUAUGUAGUGUAAUGUUGGUGGGAUGUUGGUCAUAUGAUGACUGCAUAGAUAGCCAAGAAUUACUUAAAAGACAAUCGUCCAGAUGUGUUGGCAUGGUCUGAUUCAUUGGUUUAAGAUUUGAACCCACUCACAGAUGGGAAAUCUAACACAUUUGCAGAGGCUGCAGUGUGGAUGGAUGACAUAAAGGAAACAGGAACAGCAUUUAUGAAUGAUUGGCAUUACACAGAUAGACCCAUAAAUCCUGACGGUCUAUUGAUAAAAUUGGACGACCAAGUCAGAAACAUAAAUUCUAUUUAUGCAAUUAACCAAGCAGUUUCUGUGCUCACUAACACCAAAACAGCUAAGAAUAGACACACAAUGUUCAAAGCUUAGAUGAUUAGAGUGCUUCUUCAUGUUAUUGGAGACAUGCAUCAACCAUUACAUGAUACUACCUUCUUUAAUUCAAGUUAUCCAAAUGGAGACUAAGGUGGAAAUUUCAUGAAAGUUCAGGUAUAGUUGAAAUCGAUAAGUUUAGUUGGAGAAUGGAACUCUAGUCAAUUUACAUUCUUUUUGGGAUGCAGGUGCAUUUGCUUUUAGUCCCAAUAACUCUUUUUUAGUAAGACCUUUGAGUUAAAGUGAUCAAGAAUAUUUGAAUAAGUGGUCAUUGGACGUAAUUAAAAAGUAUUAAAUUACGAAAUACAAUAAUAUCGAUAUGACGUAUUUUAUGCAUUAAUAUUUAAAUAGUAAUCCAACAGUUUGGACUUAUGUGGGGUAUAGACAAGCUGUUUAAUUUGUGUAUCCAAUGAUUGCUUCAUCAAAUAACUACAACAAGGACUAUACGUAAUAAGCACAGCAAUUCUGCGAAGAGAAUCUAGCUAUUGGAGGAUAUCGUUUGGCCCAGAAGUUAAUCGAUAUAUUUGAUCAGAUUCUCCUAAAUGAAGCCAAAUUAACAUUUGAAGAUUGAUUUUUUAAACUAC
Paramecium octaurelia is the source of this 987-nucleotide messenger RNA. The record is from the annotation of a GenBank genome assembly. NCBI's taxonomy places the organism in Eukaryota, Ciliophora, Oligohymenophorea, Peniculida, Parameciidae.